CUCUAACUUCAUCUUGUCAAAUAUAUUACAGGUAAUCCGCCUCCAAGUUUAUCUCUAACUCCAACCUGCCAAAUGCAUUUAUUAAUGGAGUCUUGUUUCUUUACCAGCUCUUCUCCCUAUAUAUACAUCCCCUUCCUCACUUCCACAACUCAUUCCCUGCACAACCUUGGUGUUUAUACAUUUAUAUAGUACAUUAUGCAUUGAUUAUUUAUAUACAUUUAAGAAAAACAAUAACUGAUAUGGGUAGCAUCGAUUCUUUCGGUAACAAUUCUCACCAUUUUAAUCCAUUAGAUCCCGAAGAAUUUCGAAACCAAGCACACCAAAUGGUGGACUUCAUCGCCGAUUAUUACCAAAAAAUCGAAACCCACCCAGUUCUCACCCAAGUUCAACCCGGCUAUCUCCGCACCGCCCAACCCGAAAACGCACCGUAUAAACCCGAACCCUUCGAUUCCAUCCUCAAAGACGUUCAUAACCAGAUAAUUCCAGGCAUGACUCAUUGGUUAAGCCCCAACUUCUUCGCAUUCUUCCCAGCCACCGUAAGCACCGCUUCUUUCCUCGGCGAAAUGCUCUGCACCUGCUUCAAUUCCGUGGGUUUCAACUGGCUCGCCUCACCGGCCGCGACAGAGCUGGAGAUGCUCGUCAUGGACUGGUUAGCCAGCAUGCUCAAGCUUCCCAACUCAUUCAUGUUUUCCAGCACCGGCGGCGGCGUCAUUCAAAAUACUACAAGCGACGCCGUUUUGGUCACUCUCGUCGCCGCCAGGGAACGGACGAUUCAUAAACUCGGCCCUGGUGGUCACCUGCAUAAACUCGUCGCCUACGCGUCUGAUCAAACUCACUCUACGUUCACCAAAGCAUGCAAAAUCGCCGGUUUACACACGUGUAAUAUAAGACUAAUUCCCACGUGUUUUGAUUCAGCUUUCGCUUUAUCUCCUGUUUUGUUCCGUACGGUGGUCGAGGCUGACGUGGCCGCCGGGUUGGUCCCACUUUAUCUUUGUUUGACCGUCGGGACGACGUCAACUACCGCUGUUGAUCCUGUACAGCCGCUGGCUGACGUGGCAAACGCUUACGGCGUUUGGGUACACGUGGACGCCGCAUACAGUGGCAGUGCAUGUAUCUGUCCCGAGUUUAGGCAUUACUUGGACGGAGUGGAACGAGUUGACUCACUGAGUUUGAGUCCACAUAAAUGGCUUCUCAGUUACCUGGACUGCUGUUGUUUAUGGGUGAAGAACUCAAACUCUGUGGUGAAAGCAUUGAGUACAAACCCAGAAUACUUGAGAAACAAACCGAGCGAGUCAAACUCAGUGGUGGAUUACAAGGACUGGCAGGUGGGUACUGGUCGAAGAUUCAAGUCACUCCGUUUAUGGUUCGUGUUUCGAAUGUACGGAGUGGCGAACCUGCAGAGCCACAUAAGGUCGGACGUACGGAUGGCGAAGAUGUUCGAAGGGCUGGUGAGAUCAGACGGGAGGUUCGAGAUAGUGGUGCCGAGGAGGUUUGCAUUGGUGUGUUUCAGGUUGAAGAAGACUGGGUCGGGUCAGAGGACGGAUGGGUUAAACAGGAAAUUAUUGGAUCGGGUAAACGGAACGGGUCGGAUAUAUAUGACCCAUACCGUCGUUGGUGGGAUUUUCGUGUUGAGAUUUGCAGUGGGGGCGACGUUAACGCAGGAAUGCCACGUAGUGGAGGCGUGGCAGCUGAUCAGGGAGGCAGCUGAUGAGGUACUUAAAAUGGAAGUUGGUGGGUGCGGUGAUGGAUUACGGGUUUGA
Carica papaya (papaya) is the source of this 1760-nucleotide messenger RNA. RefSeq names its product tryptophan decarboxylase TDC2-like. Gene Ontology annotation, molecular function: pyridoxal phosphate binding; carboxy-lyase activity. Lineage: Eukaryota; Viridiplantae; Streptophyta; Magnoliopsida; Brassicales; Caricaceae. The record is from RefSeq and is a predicted model, not a curated record. Gene Ontology annotation, biological process: amino acid metabolic process; carboxylic acid metabolic process. Gene Ontology annotation, cellular component: cytoplasm.